AUGGUUUGUGCCGUGUUUGCACAGGAGUCCAACUUCAAAAGCCUGACCAAAGAUGACCUCUGGCAGGCAUUCUUUACGAAGCGGAUGAUGUACAAGCGCCGAGAGGCCAAUGGCUCGCUGUCGGAGGAGCUGAAGGACGCUGACGACCAGGUGGACUGGGACUUGGUCAUGGAGGCCUUUCGCGUCCUGUCGGGGCACGAGGCGCGCUCGGCCUACGAGCAGGGCAACCUGGCUGCUCAUGCCCAGCGCCAGCUCCUGGGGCUCCGGGUCAUGCACGAAGCCAGAGUGCAAGAGGAGGAGCGACGAAGAGCAAAGGAAGAAGAAGCAGAAGCUGCACCUGCAGAUCAGGAGUGA
This is a messenger RNA of Symbiodinium natans, 354 nucleotides long. The record is from the annotation of a GenBank genome assembly. NCBI's taxonomy places the organism in Eukaryota, Dinophyceae, Suessiales, Symbiodiniaceae.